CAUCACAAUUGAGUGUGCGACAUUUUAACUCGCAUGAAUUUUAUGGAUUACGAGACCUGUUUGAUGGUUUUCACAUGAUGUUAACAAACAGUUGUGAAGAUUUCGUCAUGACGCCUAUCAAGUGCCCACCACCAAAAAUCGUCGCUGUCAAAAGAUCUUUGAAGAAACCCAACAAGAAACUUAACAUCAUGGACGACGACGAGGAUUUUAAUAAUAAAGAAGGUUUCAUCAAUGACACUGACUCGAUCUCGUCUUUCGAUUCGAAAGAUCUCAUCGAGUUUGAACGUGACGAGCCGUUAAUAGAUUUAAGCGAAGACUUGCCUCCUGCCAUGGAAGAGAAGUUAAGUCAAGACACCGUCAGCAAUAAGAAUGCCAAAAAUUCCACAACAUCACUCUCCCUAUUAGAUUUGUUGGAAAUUGGAAGUGUAAUGAGAGCAAGCGAGACAGCAAGGUUGGGGAGCUGCGCAGAAAUGAACGUUUCUGAUAGAAAUCCUUUAGAGUUAAAGGCAUCAUUAUCAUCGUCAUUGCAAAAUAUUCCAGUCGAAUAUCCUGGCGCAUGUGCGACAUCGUCUGGGAAUACGGACAAAUUGUCUGCUGUUUUUCCACCUUUAUCAAUCCAACUAGAAAAUCCAUCGAUUGUGAAAAUUCGCACUCAUCACUCCGUGAAUGCAAAUAGUGAGAAACAAGAGACUUUUAAAGUUGUUGAAAGUGUAGAAAGUGUUGUUGAAUUAGUGCAAGAAGGAAUUGAUGAGAAAUUCGUAAAUUCAACUUCAAAAAGUUCACAUUCAUGUCAAAAAGAAAAGUUUGAUGAAAAUUCAUCAAUUUUCCUAUCGAAGGAUUCGCCCUGUUCUCGUCCAUUGUGUAAAAGUGAAAACUGCUGCUGCACGACCAGUGAUGAAAGUGUCGUUGAACGAAAAUUCACUGAUGAAAUUGUGAACAAAGAAAAAGAAAAUUUAAGCUUUUGCUUGCACAAUCAUCAUCAGAAUUUGCAGCAGCAGCAAUCGGGAAAAGAUGAUGUGGAUUCUGAAGUGAAUCUUAAAGUUCAGUUAAAGGUUAAUGAUACUAAAACCGAAGCAAGUGACAAAAAUAAUAAUCGUGAAUCUGUGUGCAAUCGAAAUUCGUUUGAUCUCGAAUCAUUGUCCUUAACUCGUGUCAGUCGCGAGUAUUUAACACGAGACGAGGAUUCGAACGAAAAGCUAAAGUUUCUUUCACCUCACACUUCGCAACGUAAGUUUCCACCAAAGUUCUACAGCUCCACAAACUCGUUAAACCAGGAUUGCUUCGAGGCGAGUUCACGUCUUAAAAGAUUAGAAGAAAGAUUCAAAGGAUUUUCAUACACAAAGAAAUUGCUGCGAAGUUCAAAAGUCUUUUCUAAGUCUGAAGAAAUUCUCAGCUCAUACGGUAAAGAGUCAAAAUCGUCCGAUUCAUUGAACUCAUCUAUCCAGUUUCCUUUGUCAACGACGACCUUAUCUGAAGAUUGUUUGCGUCAUUUGACCGAAGGACACGAAAGCGAAACUCAGAAAACUUCUGCUAAUAAUAAAAACGUCGAGGAGGAAAAACGAACGUCAUCGAGUGAUGGGAUUUCUGUUGAAGCAGUGCCUUUGUAUCAUACGAACAUAAUGCGAGAAACAAGUGGAAAGUUGCGUGGUCUUUUAAAACCAGCAAAUCGUCCACCACCCGCACGCAAGAAUCGUGUCGUGUUCGACGAAACACGAAAUGAGUUUUUUGAAGCCGAUUAUAUAAUUUUGAUACGCGAAGAUUGUCCGUAUGAUGAAGAAGACGAAGAGCCAUGUACGUGCGGUGACCAUGAGCUUGUGCGAAUAUGUUGUGAUGAAGGAUGUAAUUGUGGAUACACAGACGACGGACGAACGCCACCGAGCCCAAAAUUUGCUCCCCCAAUUGAGUUUGUUGAUCAAGCUACGUUGAGUCCGCCUGAGGGUUACAAAGACGGUGGACUACUUGACAGUGCUCUCAGUGGAGCUUUGGGGAAUCAUGUAUUCGGAGCUCAACAUAUUCAACAAUUGCAAGUCAUUCAGAGACUUCAGCAACAAAGGGCUGCGAUGCUUGCAGCCCGCGCAGCUGCUGCCAAUGCUUCUAAUCAACAACAGCCAUCAAGCAAUGCCGUCGAACCACAAGCUGUUUGUACUGAAUGCGCAGAAUGUGCCGAAUGCGCUGCUGCCAAACUCGCUGAACUAGAAGGAGAAUGCGACUCGCAAUGUUCAGAAGAACCGUCACCAUUGGAAGUUGUGCCACCUCAUGUCCUAGCUAUCGGUUCACUGGUUCCUGUACAAAAGUCAUCACCAGAGAAACGAAAUCAGAAAGAAAUCGUUGCAGGAGAAGAACGCCCUAAAUUUCUCACCAUUAAACCGACUGAAGAUGCUCAAGUUGAAGAUGCCAAUGUGGAAUUGCCGCCUCCAAAGCCACCAAAAGCAGCGACUUUACAGCCACCUGCACUUCCCGAAGGACGAAGCAUUUACGCAAGCUCACAAUCCGUCGAAAACAUGAAAAAUGAUUUAAACGCAACAGUUAUUCCUAAAUUUAAUGUUAAUGGAACUGCUCAUGCCAUAACGGGAAUAUUGAAAGGUGGAAAGUUGCGAAAGACUGAUACGGUUCAGAACGACGAAAUGAACAACACAACAUCGGAUGAAGAAACAAGUUCAAAGCGAUCAGUUCGUUUCAAUGAAGACAGUGGAAUUGGCGAGAGUCAAACUGAGACGACUGUCACUGAUGACGAAGGAAAACCUAAAGAAAAUCAACUUACUGAUUAUGUCACUCACAUGUCUUUGAAACGACACUCAAGUUUGUUCCACAACGCUUUAAGACCAAACUCAGCAGUCCGCCAACUGUUUCCUGCCAAAUCACCGACAUCGGCUUUAACACAUGAAGCUUUAAAAGCAUUUGAUGAAUCAAAACGCGGUGGAAAUUUACUGACAGCUUCACAAACAAUCACAUCCGGCGGAUCCGCAAGCUCAACAAGCACAAGUCCCACGCCAAUAACUCAUAGUGCAUCCGAUACGGAUACAAUCAAACGAACCAUCGAAAGAAAUGCUUUAAGACGUUCAUUGAUUAAAUAUGAGCCAAAGAAAAAGAUAGCAGCGAAAGAUUCAACAUCGCUCGAAGAACGUAUUAGACUAUUAACUUGUGACAUUGAUGAACCCGGUGAUAGUGACGGAAAUAGUUCUUUGAAUGCGAAUGACAUGGAGCGUCGUGAUAGCCCUGCAGGGGAAGAAAAUCCCCAACAAACGAAAUUCGAUAAAAGUUUCUCGCCAUCGUCGUCUGCUUCAAGUUCUUCGAGUUGCUCGGCAGGUUCUACAUAUAAGAAGAUAACUGACUUGUUCAACAAAGAAAAGCGACAAGAAAAGAUUCUUGAAACGGAUGAAAAUCCUAUUGUUAUCAUUCCUCAAGAUUGUCGCUGUCCAGCUGGGCCCGACAUUGGGAUGGGUGUUCAGAUUCAAGGUGCUCACACACAAAUUCAUCAACCUCCACCACCUCCACGCCAAACUGAAUCAAAACGACAUAUUUUAUCGACAACUUUAGCGCCAUUAACGGCAUGCGUUGCUGGUCAACGUGAUGACUUUUCGUAUUACAUGCUGGCGAAGCCUGGCGAUCGCACUUCAACUGCGAGUUCACAAACAACUGAUCAAUAUAGUAUAGGAGACAUUGAUGCUGCACUGCAAGAUGCUGACACAAAGAAAGUUGCACCAGAUGUGAUUGCUGGAACACCUGGUCAAGAGUCUGAUGAACUUGCGUCGUUUGCUCAACAAGAAGCUAAUCGAUUGGAUAGAAUAAAGAAACGUUACAGUUCAGAAUCAGCUCCAGCAUCUGGUGUCAAUUCUGACGAUGAUGAACAGAAUGAUUAUGGAUUUAAUAAACGUCCAUCAGUUCGUGGCAUCAAACCACGUUUCGGCUCAACAAAUGAGAUUUUACAACAAAUGCAAGAUCAAUUGUCACAGCCAACGCCUACUGUUUCAACGACAUCAAGUCAACAACAACCGACAUCAAGUCAAAUGCAGUCAAAUACACUUCCAAGAACGAAUGCUUCCGGUGCUUUGCAAAUAGCCCCUGCAAAGCAGCAACAUCAAGCACAUCAUCAACAUACAGCAUCAUGGAGUUAUUAUCCAGAUCAAGGGAAAAAAGGUAGCGGUGAAAAUUAUGGAAAUUAUUAUCACUUGCCAGCACAUGCACGUCAUAGUUAUCAUGGUCACGAAGCAAUUUAUCAGAAUUGUCAUACGAUGACAGUUCAACAGACUCAAGCGAUAAUUCCUGGUCAUGUUCAUCAGAAACUUUCACAACAAACAUCACAGCCACAGAUUCAAGCGAUUCAACACGCUCAGCAAAUAAAUCGAUUAAGUCAAUAUGCGAGAAGUCCAACAAGACGACCAGAGUCGCCACCACCGUUAAGAAAUUAUCAUCAGACAAUGGUGUUGAUUCCUUACAAGCCUGACGGAACUGGAUUUCCAGCCUAUGGAAUUGCCGGUGAGACGAGUGAGAAUAUUUACCAAAGACAACACAACAUUGUUGAAUAUCAGCAGGUGACGCAACAAACGAUUAGAGUUCCAAUUGGUUAUCCCUUACCGGGGAUGCAGCUUCAUGUUGUUUCGGGGGGUAAUCGAACAGCACCAGCUACGCCACAUUAUGCGACCUUGCCACGACAAAACUCAGCUCAAGGUUCACAGAAGUUUUCUUAUCCAGACAAACCAACGAUGGAACGAGGCGUGCCAGAGGGAGAAGCAGCUGCAGCUCAACAAACCGACAACAUCCCUUCAGAAACGUGUCAAGAAAUAGAAACUAACAAUAAUAAUAAUAAUAGUAAUAAUCAGACAGUGCCAGGAACUGUUUAUUAUGCAAUGAAUGUCUGACAAAGUCAGUAAGACUGCACAGACUUUCGUGCAGUUUUUGUAAUGUAAAGUUUUGAAAGAGUUUCGACAUUAUGUGAUGUGAGAUUCUUAAUGUGAGAAAGUAUUGAAGACUUUUCACGACAUUUUGUUAGCAUAAGAAGAAAAUCUUAAUGCUGAAUAUUUAUAAAACUCGCUUCAUACACACUACAUUGUCACUGAAACUUUGUAAUAACAACUGAAUCGAAUUUAUCGAAUCAUUUCAAGGAUUAACGACGGGAAAUGUUUUCAGAAACCUUAGAAAAGCAUGUCAAUGUGUUUAUUUGAUUGAAAUGUCUUAAAAUGAUUCUGUAAGGAAAUGUUUGUAAAAAAAUGUUAUAAAAAUAUUCUUUUUUUAUUAAUGAAAAGAAACGACGCGAUGCUCAAUAACUAAAGAAAAGAAAAAGAGAUCAAAGAUAUAAAAUGAAGAUGUUGGUGACUUACGACUUGCAUGUUUUAUGCUUUAUUGAAGCUUCAAAGAAGAAACAUCUCAUGCUUAAAAUUAAGUUGCUUUGAAUAAAGAAGAGAAUCAUUGUGAAGUUUCGUUACUUAUGAACGGCACCUCAAAUAUAAAAAGUUAAAUUGAGAAAUCCCAAACGAAUCCUUGAAAGUUAAACCAAAAUAAUCAGUAACAGUUCACAAAUCGCAUGUAAUCUUGUUAGAUAUUUAAGUGUUAUGCGCAAGCAUAUUUAAUUGAACACCAGAAAAACAUUAAAAAGUUUCUGUUAACUUUUAAAUUACUUGCGUUGAUCGACAUUGUCACUGAGUGACUAACAAAGUUUUAAUUUUAAUGUGCCUAGAAUAGAAAAUUUUCCUUUGUGAAAUUGUUUUUCUUAACAUUCAUUGGCUUCAUCACGUCACAUCCUGACAAAGGCAACAAAAAAUGUUCAUUAACCAACGUUUCGCACAAACCUUUAUACCUAAUUUCUCUCUUUAAUUACGAACUUAUUUGUAUUUAUAAAAAUCGAAGAAAAAAUUAUGAUGAAUGAAUAGAAGAUAAAGUUUAAUUAAAAUUGAAAAAGAAAUAUUUUAAUGAAGUAAUUAGGAUCAUUUUCUUUUCUUAAACGAUAUUUAGAAUAAAUAAAUGGAAAAUAAAGAGUAAAACUUUUUGAUUUAACUUUUUGUUUUGAAAUUCUUGGAAAUAAAAUAAUGAAAAUCUGAUAGGAAAGAAAAUUUUGCUUCAGGAUAUUUAAGGAAAAGUCAGAAUUCUCUAAGUUAAGCGAACAGAAUCUUCCAAAACAAAGAUAUGUCAGAAAAAUUUAACUCACGUAAUGUAUAUGAAAAGUCUAAAGACAAGAAUAGUGUUUAUGAUUAAAAUAUAUAAAAAUUAACAAAGAAAACAUUUUUGAAAAAAGAAUCGUUUAAAAAUAUUAGAAGAGAAAAUUAUAAAAUCAAUUUAUGCAAGAAGGAAAUUAAUAAAAAUUUGAAAAUAUAUAA
This is a messenger RNA of Clunio marinus, 6311 nucleotides long. NCBI's taxonomy places the organism in Eukaryota, Metazoa, Arthropoda, Insecta, Diptera, Chironomidae. The record is from the annotation of a GenBank genome assembly.